Messenger RNA from Cladocopium goreaui, 2628 nucleotides. Lineage: Eukaryota; Dinophyceae; Suessiales; Symbiodiniaceae. The record is from the annotation of a GenBank genome assembly.
AUGAUGGAAAACGAACUAGCUCAGAGUGAAAAACGAGUGACCACAUUUGCCUCCAAAGUCAACCUGAUUGAGGUCUUCUGCAGUGAUCAAAGCAUGUUAACCGAACAGGUCAAUCAUCUAGGUGGCAAAGCCAUCCGAUUCGGCCUAAGCCAAGGCGAUCUGCAACAGCCUGAGGGUAGGAGAAAACUGUUUGAUGCAGUUUGUCGACACAGGCCAGAGCAUGUCUGGGUAAGUCCAACUUGCAAACCUUGGUCUAAAUGGUCCGCCCUUAAUAGUCAGAAGUCAAUUGAGCUGUGGGAUCGCAUUCAUGCCGAGAGAAUAGACAUGCUUUGCCAAGUCGCCCUAUGCCUGGUCCUUUGCCGAUACCAACACCGUUGCAGCCGCCAUGCACACUGGGAACAGCCUGGAGGUUCACUCAUGUUCAAAUUGCCGUAUCUCAGUGAACUCAUGAGAUAUAUGUUGAGUGCCCGACCUGACAUGUGCACAGCAGGGAGCCUUCAAGACCCCGAGAAUGGACACUUCAUGAAGAAAGGAAUGCACAUCCUUACAUCAUCCAAGACAAUGUACGAUCUCUUAGAUCCACUCAGAUGUCAGGGAGAUCAUAGCCAUCAGCCAAUUGAAGGAACAACCAGAGUGCAUGGCCAGGGAAUCGCGAGAUCCACGUUCUCCGAGAGGUAUCCACGGAAGUUUGCACGGAUGAUCGCCAAAUGCAUCAUCAAAAGAAAGUUUCCCAAAGAGAAGCCUGUGGGAACUCUGGUAGAUCAUGCAUUAGCAGCCUUAGAUCAAUGGUUCACCGUAUGCAGUGCACUCGCCGUGGAAACCCGAAGGACAAAACGUCCCAAAUUGUCGGAGCCCCGACAAGCCAAGACAAGGUCUGCCGACAGAACACUCGGUACUGUUCCCACCAUGAAGCGCCAACGGUUGACACCACCAGAGACCACAGGUAACAUACCCAACCCAAAAGAUGAAAAUCAUGAAGCAGUGCCACAGAGCACAAGCAGCACCGAGGCAGGAGUCCCUUCGGCCAAUGGUUCAGCUGAAAUGCCCUUCUCCCGGAUGGAGAGUCCACUCAGUUCCAUGGAUCCAAGCAGGGGAACAGAAGGUCCCAAGGAAACCACUGAAAGCACAGUUCCAGAAGAGAUGAGUGAACAAACCGUGAAUGAGAUUCCCAAGAAUGGAUCCCAAAUCCAAAUGGACCCUGGGGUAUCAUCAGCCAAGAGCAACCGUUUUCUCUCACUGCCAAGAGAGGAACAAUCCAUGCUGCGCCGGGCACACCAAAACCUGUGCCACCCUAGCCCUGAGCAGCUUAGCGCUGUGCUAAGGAUGGAAGGUGCCCGUCCUGAAAUAACCCAAGCUGUGUUUGAUAUGAAAUGCGCAACCUGCGCCUCCCAACAGCUGCCGAGGAUUGCCCGACCAAGCACUUUGAAACAUGAACUAGACUUCAAUGAUAAGGUGUUCAUAGAUGGGGUAACCUGGACCAGUAAAUUGGGGAAAACAUUUCAUUUCUAUCACAUGUUGGAUCAAGCCACCAACUAUCAUGUGGCGGCACCUGCACCGAGCCGUGCUGCUGAGCAAGCUUCACAAUGCGUUGCAGAAAACUGGUUUCAAUGGGCCGGGCCACCAAAUGUUUUAAUGACUGAUGCCGGCACUGAAUUCACAAGCGAACAUUUCAUGGAAUUUUUGCAGAAGUUUGAUGUGAAACCAGUCACUGCAGCACCGCAUGCUCACUGGCAAAACGGACGAUGUGAGAGACAUGGACACAUUCUACAAACGAUGCUGAACAAGAUUGACCACGAUAUGCCAAUCCAAACAUACACGGAUCUUCAAAGAGCCUUGGUUCAGUGCACACAUGCAAAGAAUGCUCUCAGCAUCCGAAAAGGUUUCUCCCCAGAAGUUCUUGUGUUUGGGAAAAGCUCUAGGCUACCGGGAUCAAUAGUCAGCUGUGAGUCAAUGUCCUCUUUGUCCAGUGCUGACCGUGAUGAUGCUCACGGUAUUGCAUUUCGCCAGAGCCUUGCGUUGCGGGAAAAAGCCAGGGUAGCCUUCCAUCAGGCCGACAAUGAUCAGGCACUCAGGCACAAGGAGGUCAUUGGUUUGGGCCCCUUAAAGUUGUUGCCCAUGAAGGUCAAAACUCCCUAUGGGCCACUCAGCACCCUUUCAGCGGAAGCGACGGCCCUGUCAACGACGCUGGAUCAGCUGACGUGGAUUCGAGUGUACUGGGCUUGGCUCAUUGACCCAAAAAUUCCAUGGCAGAAGCCAGAGACCGUGAAAACCUUGCCUGCCAGUCUUCGAGCGGUACCAACACCGCAGGAUUUCUGGGCUCAGGAUGCCCAUUUAGGCGCAGAGGUGGGAGGGUUUAACAUCCUUGAAGCCAUUCGGCUGGGCUUGCAGUGGCCGUGGACGGCCGGAUCUAGCAGCGGUGUCUGCUUGGUGCAAGAGGUGCAAAAGGGAUUCUGCGAGGCCGCAUCUUUUAGCUCUGAACUGCUCCGGGUGAUGUUGCAGAGCUAUGCAAACACCACGGUCACCGACGGUCCAGCUCCACAGCAGGCUGCUCCAACACUUGGAAAUGUCUGGUCCAUCCCUACAGAACGACGCCUGUUUCACGACAGAAACGACAGCUCGCCAGUCUAA